This is a messenger RNA of Zonotrichia albicollis (white-throated sparrow), 4589 nucleotides long. Lineage: Eukaryota; Metazoa; Chordata; Aves; Passeriformes; Passerellidae. The record is from RefSeq and is a predicted model, not a curated record.
GUUUUCCAACAGAACUGGGGUCAGAGGCAGCAAAGGAGAGAAGGAAGGAUUUUUUAAGUAGGGAAAACCCAACCAAGCUUGGAUUCCAUUGUUCUAAACCAGGAGGCUCCACCUUGCUAUGAGCAGGCGGGAUGGAUCCAGAAGAGCAGGAUUUGCUGGGGGAUUACAGGUACAGGAAUUAUUGUUCAGCCAUUGAGAAAGCUUUGAGGAACUUUGAAUCAUCCAGCGAAUGGGCAGACCUGAUCUCUUCCCUUGGCAAGCUCAACAAGAUAAAGUCUUUGUGUGUGUCAGUGCUGGAUUCCAAUGUCCUGGUGCAGAGGAACACUCUGGAAGCAAUCCUCUUCUUUUUCCCAUUUUAUACAGCUUUGGACUGCAAGGAAAGCACCAUCCUGCUCAGAAGGGCUGAUCUGGUUUAUAUCCUGUCCGCAGCCACUCAGACCCUGCUGAGGAGAGACAUGUCCCUCAACAGGAGAUUGUAUGCCUGGCUGCUAGGUUCUGAUAUUAAAGGUGGCACUUUUGCUCCAGACUCCACCACUUCUGAAGACCAUGCUGUUUAUUUCUUUGGAAAAUACUCUAAAGAUCUCUUGGUUGAGAGUUUGAUUGUGAUUCUGCAUCAGAAAUUCCCAGAGGCUGACCCAGAGGAGCAGCACCAGGCUUAUCUGAAACCCUUCCGGAUCCUUAUCAGCCUCCUGGACAAGCCUGAAAUAGGGCCACAGGUUGUUGGGGAUCUGUUCCUGGAAGUUCUUAGAGCUUUUUAUUCCUACUGCAAAGACACCCUGGGUUCUGAUCUCAAACUCAGCUACAACCAAAGUGGCAACACCCUGGCAAGAAACAAAUCCACGGGGAUGAGGUAUCCUCUGGAAAACGUGAGCGCUCCUCCCACCAUUUCAGAGCUGUGCACCCUGCUGGUGUUCCUGCUGGAUGUGAUUCCUCUGGAGCUCUACUCAGAGGUGCAGACUCAGUACCUGCCCCAGAUGCUCAGUUACAUGGUGCAGUCUCUCCUGGAAAACAUGGAAUUCUUGGGGCUGCCAGAGCUCACUCAUGCCUUAAAAACCUGUUUUAAGGUGCUCAGCAAGGUGCAAAUGCCCCCUUCCUACCUGGACACUGAGGCUGGCAGUGGCAACGGGCUGUGCCAGCACCUGCGGCUGCCCACCGUCACCCUGGGCACGGAUGAUGUCUGGAAAAAGGGAGGGAGCAUCCAGAAAACUCUGCGCUGCACCCAGGAGCUGGUGGCCAAGUUUGCCAGCAAAUACAUUUUUGGGAUGCAGCUCCAGGAAAUGAGUCCCGAAGGGAUCGCGGCGAUGAAUCCGAGUGGGAAGGAGAAAAAGGAGAAUGGCUACAGGUUACCUGAGAGCGGCAGCAAGAAGAAGAGUCCCUGGGAUGGCAAACAAAUCACUGUGCCCCAGGUGAAGCAAAUGCUCUCAGAGCUGUUCUCAGCCAGGGGCUCACCCUUCAGGAGCAAGAAUUCCACUGCUCUGCUCUCUGAGCACAAAAAGGAGAAGGAGGAGGAGGAGGAGUGGGACCUCGAGCUGGUGCUGGGGCCGCUCCGAGGGGACUGCAGGGAAGCUUUCUCUGCAGCUUGUCACCUGCUGCUGGACUGCACCACAUUCCCAGUGUACCUGUCUGAGGACGAGAUGGAACACUUGUACCUCUCUCUGUUCCAGGGGCCUGGUAAGAAUUUCCCUCUCCUGAGCAUUUUCAGGAGGCAAACAGGGAGAGCUUGGCUAUUUUCAAGACCAGAUCCAGUAAAAAACCCUUGGACUGGGCUGAAGGAAAAUUGGGAAUUAAAGCCUCACCCACCUCAGCGUCUGGGGUGUGUCUGCUUCCCACCAAUAACCAAUGUAUUCCAAUUUUGUUUCAACUUGGAAACCUCCCUAAAUCUCCUUUUUUUCCUUGCCAAGGGGACAAGGCUGGAGGCUCUGUUCAGGUUCUCUGUCAUGUGGCACCUGACCAGGGAGAUCCAAGGCAGCAGAGUGACCUCCCACAACCGCUCCUUUGAUAGCGCGGGGCUCAACCUCGUCAGGGCCGACUCCGAGAGGACUCAGGCCUCGGAGUCUCUGUCCAGUGACGAGGAGAUGGAGCUGGAGCUGCAGGAGAUGGCGCAGAGCAGGCUGCUGAGGCAGCAGAAGGAGAAGCAGGAGCUGGCAGAGGCCCUGUUCAAGCACACCCUGCUGUACCUGCAGCCCUACGACUCCCGGCGGGUGCUCUACGCCUUCUCCGUGCUGGAGGCCGUGCUCAAAACCAACCCCAAGGAGUUCAUGGAGGCUGUGGCCACCACCAGCGUGGACACCAGCUCCACAGCACACCUGAACCUCAUCUACAACCUCCUGGCUCGCCACCAGGAAGCUCUGGUAGGGCAGAGCUUCUACGGGAAGCUGCAGCCUCAGUCUCCCGCGGCGUGCCCGCACUCGCUGCUGAUCGAGCUGCUCACCUCGCUGUGCCUGCGCUUCCUGCGCUCCUACUACCCCUGCUGCCUGCCCCUGAGCCACAGGGACCUGCUGGCCAACAGGGACGUGCAGGUCAAGAGCGUGGAGGUGCUCAUCAGGAUGAUGGCCCAGCUGGCCAGCACGGCCAAGGCGGGCGAGCCCCGGAGCGUGGAGCUGAUCCGGGAGCUGCUGGGGCGGUGCCAGGUGCAGGAGCUGGUGCUGCUCUCGCUCUCGGCCUCCAUGUACGUCAGCCACAAGCGCUACCAGCUGCUGGCCGGUGGCACCAACCCCCAGGAGCAGGAGAUCUUCCAGGAGAGCCUCAUCAACUUUGGCCACGAUCAGAUCUGGAGCGAGCACCCUCUCCAGAUUGAGCUGCUGAAGCUGCUGCAGGUGCUGAUUGUCCUGGAGCACCACCUUGGCCAGAGGCCUGAGGAGCAGGAGAACCAGCCGGACCUGUCCAGGGAGUGGCAGCAGGCUCUGAACUUCCAGCAGGCCAUCGGGGCCAUGCAGUACGUGUACCCACACCCCAUCACCUCGCAGGGCUUGUUUGUCUCUGCCGUGGUGAGGGGGCUCCAGCCCGAGUACGGCCACGGCAUGCACCCCACAUGGGUGGCCUUGGUCACCAGCUCCCUGCCCUACUUUGGCAAGUCCUUGGGCUGGACCGUGGCCCCAUUUGUGGUGCAGAUCUGUAAAAACCUGGAUGAGCUUGUCAAGCAGUACGAGAAUGAAGCUGUGAAGACUUCUGCCAAAACAUCAGCCAGCUUCACUUGUAAAAGAGAAAAUGUGACUCCUGAUUACCCCCUGACCCUUCUGGAAGGGCUGACAACCAUCGGGCACUUCUGCCUUCUGGAUCAUCCCCAUCCCACAAAAAAGUCAUCCUGUUCAGCUGAACCUGCCAACCUGAGGAAUGCCAGGAAUGCCAUCCUGGAGGAGCUGCCCCGGAUUGUGAACACCAUGAGCCUGCUCUGGGGGGUCAUCAAGAGGGAAGACUCCCAAAAAAGACCGACUGACUUCUUUGGGACAGCCAAGGGCUCCUCUUCAGUCUACUUCAAAGCAACCAAGACAUUAAGAACAAAAAUAUUGGAUUUCCUGAAUCCCUUGACAGCACACCUUGGAAUCCAGCUGAUGGCAGCAACUGCUGCAGUGUGGAACAGCAAAAAACCUCACAGGAGUCACAGUAAAACCAAGAUUCUCCCAGUGGCCAGUGCAUCCCAGCUCAUUCUGGUGGAUUUAAUUUGUGCCCUGAACACGCUGAAAAUCGACACCAUCUUGUGUCUGGUCAAAGAGGUGGUGAAGAAACCAGCACAGAUCAAGGGGGAGGAGAAAUCCUCUCUGGUGGAUAUCCCAGUGCUGCAGUUCAGUUUUGCUUUCAUUCAGAGACUGCCUGUCCCAGCCCUGCAGGAGAAUUUCCAGCCCUUGUUGGGGCUCCUCAGAGAGUCAGUGCAGCUGAACUUGGCUCCUCCUGGCCACUUCCUCCUCCUCAGCAUCCUCAAUGACUUUGUGACAAGGACACCCACCCUGGAGAGCAAAAAGGACCAGAAAGACCUGCAGGAGGUGACCCAGAAGAUCCUGGAGGCUGUGGGCACCAUUGCUGGCUCUUCCCUGGAGCAGACCAGUUGGCUGAGCAGGAAUUUGGAAGUGAAAGCUCAGCCUCAGAUUUUACCAGAUGAAUUCAACACGGAGGAUGUCAAUGAUACAUCAGUGGCACCAUCUUCAAUGGUUUCUGCCUCUGCUCCUUCAAUCUACAGUGUGCAAGCCCUUUCUCUGCUGGCAGAGGUGCUGGCCUCCCUGCUGGACGUGGUGUACCGCAGUGACGAGAAGGACAAGGCCGUGCCCCUCAUCUCCCGCCUGCUCUACUUCGUGUUCCCCUACCUGAGGAACCACAGUGCCUACAACGUUCCCAGUUUCCGUGCUGGUGCUCAGCUGCUCAGCUCCCUGAGUGGGUACGCCUACACCAAGAGAGCCUGGAAGAAAGAAGUGCUGGAAUUGUACAUGGAUCCAUCUUUUUUCCAGAUGGACACUUCCUGCACUCACUGGAGAUCCAUCAUUGAUCAUCUCCUCACACAUGAGAAAACCAUGUUCAAGGAUUUGAUGACCAUGCAGAGCAGUGCCCUGAAGCUGUACCCCAGCUGUGAGCAGAAGGCCAUGCUGCUGAAGCGCCAG